Neurospora tetraspora is the source of this 1322-nucleotide messenger RNA. RefSeq names its product cell-cycle control medial ring component. Gene Ontology annotation, molecular function: protein binding. The transcript is spliced from 2 exons. NCBI's taxonomy places the organism in Eukaryota, Fungi, Ascomycota, Sordariomycetes, Sordariales, Sordariaceae. Bases 395 to 1258 code for a protein of 287 amino acids. The record is from RefSeq and is a predicted model, not a curated record.
CUGGAAGUCAAGAGAAGCAUCUCCGAUAAGAUAAGAAAGCUUCGACCCCACUUUCAUCUUCUCCCCUGUCCGCCAGACCCCACCACCCCGGUCCCCUCCGCCGUCACGGAGGGGAGCUGUGCCAGACUGCCAGGAGCACUGACGUUGUCCGAUAGGUAGCACCACCAACCGAAACACCAACAACCACCUCGAGAUCAAUCAACAUCCCGUCGCGAACCACCACACCACACAAUUAUCUGUCGUAGUCAUCACGGCGACGAAUACCAUAAACGACAGUAGCUUUGCGCGCGAACCAAAAGCUCCAUCCCAGCCUUGUUUGCGACAAACAUAACAACCUAACACUACCUUUACGUACGAAUCGCAACAGCCAGCUACUUGCUGCCCGCCCAUCACAAUGGCCACCGAAGUAGCCUUCGCCAAAACCUUCUUGGCUAUCCUGGACACCAAGCCAACCAAGAUCUCGGCCGAUCACGUUGAAGACCCGAGGACGUAUCCUGCUAGUACUCCUUUCACCCUCCCCCCCCACCCCUCCCUCCGCCCCUUCCGCAAGCCGUCGUCCUCCUCUCGCGCCGCCCCCGCCCCGGGCUCUACCCCCGCCUCCGCUUCCACCACCUCUUCCACCGGCACCACCACCCCCGGCGCCUCCUCCCCCUCCGCCACCUCCACCGGCCCGACAGUAACAGUGCACAUCCGCUCCCCCCGCAACCCCACCCUCUCCCUCACCCUCCCCACCCCUCAACCUCUGGCAACCACCUCGAUCCUAGACAUCAAGACCUUCGUCUCUGAAGAGACGGGUAUACCCGUGGAGAAGCUGAAGGUGUUGUUCAACAAGAAGCCUGUUGGUGAUGUCAAGUCUCUUAAGGAAGUUUUGGGGGGAGCGACGGUUCCCGAAAAUGGAGAAGUGGAACUCAGUUUGAUGGUGAUGGGUGGGCAGGCGACGUAUGAUUCUGAGGAGGCUAGGGCUGCUAGGGAGGCUAGGCAAGUUGCGAAGGCUGCUGCGGAGGGUGUAAAGGGGGGUGAGGCGCCGGAGGUGCCGGAGGUGGAGAUGAAGGAGGCAGAGACAGAAGCAGAGACAGGAACAACAACUGGGGAGGCAGCAGCGGGACCGGUAGCGCAAGGACUCAGUGGCGUGGCGGUGCUGGACACGGAAGAGUUCUGGGACGAUCUGAAGGGGUAUUUGCAGCAGCGGAUAAGGGACGAGAAGGCUGCGGAGGAGGUGUUGGGGAAGUUUAGGGGGGCUUGGGGUGGGAGGUCUUAGGAGGUUUCCCUGCUCCUGGGCUAGUCAGUUAGGGGUUGAAGAAGGAGGGUAUGAAAUGAGGGGA